This is a messenger RNA of Oryzias latipes (Japanese medaka), 1247 nucleotides long. RefSeq names its product NME/NM23 family member 7 (gene nme7). Gene Ontology annotation, cellular component: centrosome; axonemal microtubule. Gene Ontology annotation, biological process: UTP biosynthetic process; CTP biosynthetic process; GTP biosynthetic process. The record is from RefSeq and is a predicted model, not a curated record. Gene Ontology annotation, molecular function: nucleoside diphosphate kinase activity; ATP binding. Lineage: Eukaryota; Metazoa; Chordata; Actinopteri; Beloniformes; Adrianichthyidae.
AACGCACCUUGGCUGGUUGCUAUAGAUACGAAUCGGAGCCCGGGAUAACUGCCGUCCAUUAAACAGAGCUACGACAUUUAGCUUUUGUUUACUUGUUAAAAUGGAGGAUCGCUAUGCUUUUCUAGCUGAAUGGUUUGACCCCAUCGCAGCUCUGAUGAGACGCUUCCAGCUGUUCUAUUACCCCAACGAUGGCUCCAUGGAAAUGUUCGAUGUGAAAAACCAGCGGGUAUUUUUAAAAAGGAUCAAGUAUGAUGACAUCCAUCCACGGGAUUUGUUUGUUGGGAACCGAGUGAAUGUUUUCUCCCGGCAGCUAAAUCUGAUAGAUUAUGGAGAUCAGUACACAAGAAACAAGCUGGGCAGCAAAAAAGAAAGAACUCUCGCUCUGAUAAAGCCAGAUGUUGUGACUAAGAUCGGGGAUGUGAUGGAAUUGGUUUACUCCUCCAACCUGAUCGUGACCAAAGCUAAGAUGACCAGACUUUCAUGGAGCCAGGCUGCAGACUUCUACAUGGAGCAUCAGUCCAAGUCUUUCUUUAAUAACCUGGUACAGUUUAUGUCCUCGGGCCCUGUGGUUGCUAUGGAGAUAAUGGGUGACGAGGCCACGUCUGUCUGGAGGAAGCUCCUGGGACCCGCGGAUUCUGCAGCAGCACGGAGGGAGGCCCCACAGAGCAUCCGCGCUCACUUUGGGACAGACGGCCUUCAAAAUGUCGGGCACGGCUCCGAGUCGCUCGAUGCAGCAGCAAGAGAGCUAGAAUUCUUUUUCCCUUCUGCAAUUGGCCACGGACCCUCCAACACAGCCACCUUUACAGACUGCACGUGCUGCAUAAUCAAACCUCAUGCUGUGUCCGACGGUCUCACAGGGAAGAUCCUCAACUCCAUAUCUGCAGCUGGAUUUGAAAUCUCUGCACUUCAGAUGUUCAACAUGGAGCGGGUGAACGCAGAGGAGUUCUAUGAGGUUUACAAAGGGGUUGUUUUAGAGUAUCCUGGUAUGGUGACGGAGCUGUGCUCUGGACCCUGCAUGGCUCUGGAGAUCCGAGGCACAGACACACCCAAGACCUUCAGGGAAUUCUGCGGCCCGGCUGAUCCAGAAAUCGCACGGCAUCUUCGGCCCAACACGCUGCGCGCCCUGUACGGCAAAGACAAAGUACGGAACGCUGUCCACUGCACAGACCUCCCUGAAGACGGGGUUUUGGAGGUGCAGUACUUCUUCAAGAUCUUGGACACAUGAAAUAUUUGUUUUAUUUGAUACC